Molecule: messenger RNA, 1011 nt
Organism: Colletotrichum siamense
Lineage: Eukaryota; Fungi; Ascomycota; Sordariomycetes; Glomerellales; Glomerellaceae
Gene: AQP7
Product: Aquaporin-7
Exons: 3
Coding region: 1-1011 (336 amino acids)
Biological process (GO): glycerol transmembrane transport; water transport
Cellular component (GO): plasma membrane
Molecular function (GO): water channel activity; glycerol channel activity
Source: RefSeq, a predicted model, not a curated record
AUGUCCAUCGUGGUUCACACAGCGGAAUCGGUGUCUGAGUCUUCGUCGUCCGUCGGCAAGCAACACAUUCCAGUCUUCAAGUCCGAGAUGGGAGGCGAAGAGACGCACGAGGAGCACGCCGCGGGCACCAUGACGCCUCCCAAUGAGGAGGAGCUGUGGUGGUCCCGCGUGCGCGAGAACCUCCAGGACGGCUUUUCCGAGUUCUUCGGCACCAUGGUCCUCAUCAUGUUCGGCGACGGCGUCGUCGCCCAGGUCGUGCUCAGUAAUUCGACAAAGGGUGACUACCAGAGUAUCUCCUGGGGCUGGGGACUGGGCGUCAUGCUGGGCGUCUACGUCGGCAAGAAAUCCGGCGGCCACCUCAACCCGGCAGUGACACUCGCCAACUGCGUGUACCGCGGCAUGCCCUGGCGCAAGUUCCCCAUCUACUUUAUCGGCCAGCUGCUCGGCGCCAUGGCCGCCGCCUUCAUCCUCUACGGCAACUACAUGUCCGCCAUCGACAACUUCGAGGGCAAGGGCAUCCGCACCGUCUCCGGCCCCAACGCCACCGCCGGCAUCUUCUGCACAUACCCGGCCGAGUUCAUGACGCGCACCGGCAUGUUCUUCUCCGAGUUCAUCUGCUCGAGCCUGCUCCAGCUCGUCAUCUUCGCCCUCGCCGACCCGGCCAACGGCGCCGCGGGGCCUUUCAUGCCGCUGUGCCUCUUCUUCCUCAUCUUCGGCAUCGGCGCCUGCUGGGGCUGGGAGACCGGAUACGCCAUCAACCUCGCUCGUGACUUUGGCCCCCGCCUGGUUUCGUACAUUGUCGGAUACGGUCCUGAGGUGUGGUCCGCCGGUGGAUACUAUUUCUGGAUCCCCAUGGUCGCCCCCUUCUUCGGCACCCUCUUCGGAGGCUUCCUGUACGACGUCUUCCUCUACACGGGCGAGAGCCCCAUCAACAGCCCCUACUUUGGCCUCAAGCGCCUCUUCCAGCCCCGUCGUGAAGUCUGGUCCAACACGUAUAACAGCAAGGUAUAA